GUGGUCUCUGGCCAAAAGAUGCGUUUCAACCUGAUCUUCGAAUAUCUAAUCUCUUCAUUCAAACAAGCAAUAAAGAGAUCGCUAUCUCUGUGUUCAUUGCUUCCAGCGGUUGGCUCCCAUCACGCCACCCCUUCCUGCUCUGACCCUCGGUGAAGCUCGCUCUUGCUGCGCAGCCAAGAAACCCACGAUAAAGUUCCCCUCCUCCGUCAUCUCUAAUCAGAGGACGCGAUUCGAUAAACCGACCAGAAAUCAAAAAGAAGCCCAACCGGUCUCUUCUGCCUACCAAUUCGCAACCUGUUCCGUAUAUGACGUCCUUACGGCGCUUCUGAGACGUCUUGCACACAUGACAGCAAGGUAGCUCUCUCCGACUGUCGACCCCGAUGGAGACACCGAUGGAGACGCCAAUGUCGACACAGGAGCGGCAGCUCUGCCAGCUUCUGUUGGAGCUGCCCGCUCGCCACAACUAUCGAUACACCGACGACGCUGCCAACGAACUGCUGGCCGCUCUCUUCUGGUGCAUGGCCGCCGGCAAGUCCGAUUACAUGAAUCUCUUCUUCCCGACCGGCGGUCCGGCUCGUGGUGGAACACUCAAGCUCCGCGAGGCCCAGGGUGCCGUCGAGGGUGCCGAAUACACAGAAGCGGCCCGUGGAAAGGCGUGUGGACACAUCUUCAAGCAGGGCGAGGCGUCGUAUGGGUGUAGGACAUGCAGCGCUGAUGACACCUGCUGCCUGUGCAGCAAAUGCUUCGACGCCACUGACCACACCGGCCACAUGGUCCGGAUCAACAUCUCGCCCGGUAACAGUGGCUGCUGCGACUGUGGGGACCCGGAAGCCUGGAACAGGCCCAUGUUCUGCACGAUACACUCGAUGUGGGAGGGCGAGGGGAAAGGCAAGGCCAGGGAAACGCCGGGGCUGCCUGAAGACCUGGUUGCCAACACGCGCAUGACCAUCGGCCGCGUCUUCGACUAUCUGUGCGACGUCAUUUCGUGCUCGCCCGAGCAGUUGCGCCAAGUGAAGACGGUUGAGUCCAUCGAGCAAGACGAGAGGACGUCAAGGUUAUCUUCCAUCUACUGUGGCGGUGAUACCGAGUCGCCUGGAGAAUACGCCGUGGUGCUGUGGAACGACGAGAAGCACACAGUCAUAGACGUCCGGGACCAGGUGGCUCGCGCGUGCAGCACCACCCUGGCGACUGGAUUGCAGAAAGCCAACGAAACCGACUCCAUCGGCCGGAGCAUUUUAAUGUACGACAAGAGCAUCGAGAAGCUCAUCGAGGUUGCCACCACCCUAGAGAGAAUCAGGGUCACGGUGACGAUACGCUCGGCUCGGGAUACUUUCAGGGAGCAGAUGUGCGGGACAAUGAUUGAGUGGCUUAGGGAUAUCUCGGGAUGCACCGUCGGCGAGGACCACCAGCUACUGAGACAGAUCGUGUGUGAGGAGAUGCUCAAGCCGUGGCGUAAGGGGAGCCCGGCGACGCAUGCCAUUGUCGGCAAGGGCGGUAUUGACGACGAGGAUCUGAUUGAGCAGGAGGAUAGGGAAGCUAAUGACUUCUACAUCCAGCAGAGUAGGAUCCUUCUGCAGGCUCGCCAGGCGGCCCGGGCUGCCCGGCGGGAGGCCGCGGCGGGCGAGCCGAGCCAGGAUGAAGGCGAUGACGACGAGGAAGACGGAGGCCAUGAUACCCCGGGGAGCGACAUGGAUGACGACGGCGACGACGACGACGAUGUGAUGAUGCUUGAUGGCCGCGAAGAGGGUGAGGGUGACCUGCCCAUGCAAGACUGGCAGCAGGACGCCGCGCUGGAGGAGGACGAGGCCACAGUUGCGGGUUAUCCACCUCCGCCUCCCCCGCCCCCAAUUCCCCGUCGAACCGCCCGCGAACGUGAACUCACACCAUCCGACUCGGAUACCGCAGAGCCCCUCAUCGCUCCUACGGUGUACGCAAAAGCUCAUUUGGAGAUACCCAAGACCCCUGGUCAACUAGGAAGCCAAGGCAUGCCGCCCAAGCCUGGUGAUUAUUGGCUUGCUACUCCCGCCGGCUACGUGGAGCAGGAGAACAUCCCAGUCUCGGAAGAUCUCUUUGAGCGAGUCCGCCUCGACUGGAUGAUUCUCUUCGACCUGAGGAUGUGGAAGAAGGUCCGCAACGAUUUACGGUCGCUCUACAUUUCGACCGUCGUCACUAUUCCCGAGUUCAAGCGCGUCCUUGGCCUACGGUUUGCCGGGCUCUAUACCACUCUUGCCCAGCUGUACCUCAUUGGUGAUCGGGAACCUGACCACUCCAUCAUCAAUAUCUCGCUGCAGAUGCUGACCACCCCUUCCAUCACCGCCGAGAUUGUCGAACGAGGCAACUUCCUUACCAGUCUAAUGGCUAUCCUGUACACUUUCCUGACCACCCGCCAAGUCGGACACCCUUGGGAUGUGGCGUCAAAUGCAGUGCUGUCCUUUGACACGGGUACCGUCACGAACCGGAGGAUGUACCACUUCUUCCUGGAUUUGAAGUAUCUCUUUGGCUCCCCUCACGUCCAAGAGCGGCUCAGGACGGAGGAGCGGUACAUGAUGCAGUUCCUUGACCUCGUCAAGUUGCAUCAGGGCAUCUGCCCGAACGUGCGUGCAGUGGGCGAGCACGUCGAGUAUGAAACAGACAGUUGGAUUAGCGCCUCACUUGUUACGCGCGAGAUCAACAGGCUUUGCCGACAGUUUGCUGAGUCGUUUCGUAAUGUCAAGGAGCAAGAUUCGCUCUAUGUCUCGGGGGCGAUCCGUCUUGUGGCCAAAACUGUCAUCAUCAACUCGAUCGGAGCUGAACGUGGCAGAUUCAGCCAGUCGGAAAUCAAAGACGAAGUCCGCUUCAAGAAUCUCGACGACUUUGAAUUCGAGGCUCCGGGCCGGGAGCUCAACGUUGUCAAGUUUGUGGUGGAAGAGGAGCCCAUCAGCUUCCAUCAUGCUCUUCACUACACUUUGUCAUGGCUGAUCGAAUGUGGGAAAGCGAUGCCGGUUGAGCAGCUCAGAGCGCUUCUCAGCUUCACUACUCAAGAGCUCAAGAUGAGACCCCGCUCCAUGGGCAGGAAGCUGUGGCCCAGGCACGACACCUAUCAGCCGGAGGACUACCUGAUGGCAGCAUUUGAUUUCCCACUCCGGGUGUGUGCCUGGCUCGCCCAGAUGAAGGCGGGCAUGUGGGUUCGGAACGGUCUGAGUCUGCGUCACCAAGCCGGUACCUACCGUGGCGUCAGCCAGAGAGACGUCUCACAUCACCGCGACAUCUUCCUCUUGCAGGUGUCUCUGGUGGUCUGCGAUCCCAGCCGCGUGCUCGCCUCCAUCGUCGACCGGUUCGGUAUGGAGAAGUGGGUCAAGGGCUUUUUCGAGCAGAAGUCGAAGGCCCAGGAUGACGCCCAGCAUUUGGAUGUCGUUGAGGACAUGAUACACCUGCUGAUCGUCCUGCUGAGCGACCGCACUUCGCUCAUCCCCAGUGGGGAUGACCAAGGGGCCCACAUCGCAUCCAUGCGCCGCGAUCUCACCCACGUCCUCUGCUUCAAGCCCCUGUCCUUUUCCGAUAUUUGUCUAAAACUCCCGGACAAGUUUACGGAGCGAGAAGAUUUUCAUACAAUCCUGGACGAGAUGACGACCUUCAAGGCGCCAGAGGGCUUGACAGACGUUGGUACUUUUGAGCUCAAGCCACAGUACAUUGAGAACGUUGACCCUUACAUUGCGCACUACAACAAGAAUCAGCGCGAGGAAGCUGAGAUGGCUUGGCGGAAGUGCGUUUCCAAGAAAACCGGAAAGCCGGUGGAAGACGUCGUCUACGAGCCUAGACUGCGGCCCAUCCCGUCAGGGGUGUUUGCUGGGCUGGGCCAGUUUACAAGCACCGGCAUGUUCGCCCAGAUCAUAUACUACUCGCUGCUCUACAGUCUCGUCUAUCCCAAUCUGACGCCGCAAGUGCCAUCGACUCGGGUCGAGACGUACUUACAGGUUGUGUUGCACCUCAUCCUCAUUGCCAUUGCUGAGGACAGUUCGGACGAAGAACAACCACAACCGUCGUUCAUCGCCACAGCGCUUACCCAGCAAGCCCGCAGCAACUUCAUGCCAGAUGCUCCGCAAGCCAAAACGAUUGUCGCCCUGCUCAACCUGAUUGCCUUCAAGGAUGAGUUCAAAGCGUGCCAUCCCAAGGUUGGGUUGAUUCUUCGGAGGAUGCGGCAGAAGAGGCCCAAGGCAUUUGAGGUCAGCUACGAGCGUCUUGGCCUCUCCGUGGACCGCAUUGACACAGCUUCUCCCGCGGCUAACAGUGCAGAUGAAGAGCGAGAGCGGAAGAAGCGGGCGGCUUUGGACCGCCAGGCCAGGGUCAUGGCGCAGUUCCAGGCUCAGCAAAAAAGCUUCAUGGAAAAUCAGGGCGACAUCAACUGGGGAGAGAUGGAUGAUCUUGAGGACGACGACGACGUGCCGCCGAUGGAGGAGCACAGGGACUUUUGGAAGUAUCCGUCAGGCACUUGUAUUCUGUGUCAAGAGGACACGGAUGACCGCCGCCUAUAUGGGACGUUUGCCUACUUCACUGAGAGCAAUAUUCUCCGGCAGACAGACUUCCAGGAUCCCGACUUUGUCAGAGAGGCGUUCAAUACGCCUGACAACCUGGACCGGUCCGCCGAAGCAAUACGGCCGUUUGGUGUUGCCCACGAGAACCGUCAGGUUAUCCAGAAGGUGAACCAGGAAGGCCAGACGUUUGAAACGGAGCGUCAGCUCAUUGGGAAGGGCUUCCCUGCGAACCUGUCUCGUCCAGGACCAGUCUCGAUUGGGUGCGGUCACAUGAUGCAUUACCAUUGCUUCGAGGCCUACUUCGACGCUACCGUGCGGCGGCACGGCCAGCAGAUUGCGCGACACGCUCCGGAGAAGACCAAUAGGCUAGAGUUUGUGUGCCCGCUCUGCAAGGCGCUUGGGAACGCAUUCCUGCCCGUCAUCUGGAAGGGCAAGGAGGAGUCGUACCCCGGACCGCUGGUGCCAUCCACCGCGUUCUCGUCGUUUCUCGAGGCCCAGCUUCACUCAGCUUACUACACGCUUGGGGCGUCGCGCCCGCCGGACCAGAUACAGAACACGUUCGCUGCCUACACGGCCAACCACAUGAUCAACAGUCUGGCGGAGAAAUCGUCGCAAUUGCUUGAUGAAGCUUGGGUCGACGUUGGAGCCCAGUCCGUCUCGAGGGCCGGGACGCCGUUUAGCGAGACUUUCUCUCUGAUUUCUGGCCCAGAACCCACCCUUGCCCGAGGUGCCACCUUUGAUGCCAACAGCACGAUGAGGGAACUGAUCAAUGUCUAUCGCCGUCUGCGGGAUACACUGAGGAAGAAUGACAUCGCUUCGCGGUAUCAACAUGAUCUUCCAGAACAAGAUGCCAACGAGUUGUGUGGCAGCGACGCACUGGCGCGCUCCGUGGGAUUCUCCAUCUCGGCAGUGGAAAUCCAGCAGCGCGGUGUCGAGGCCGAGUACGGCAUGACUUUUCUCGAGAAGAUCCCGGAUCAGGUACUCACGCAGCUUCGCAUCCUCAGCGAGACGGUGACGUCCUUCAUCGCGGUUGGUGGCUUGCGCGAGUCCGGUGAAAACAGGAUUGACACUGAGUACCGCAAGGAUAGCGAACGCCAGCACUGCCAACUGUUCAUCACGCAGUAUUUGGGCGAAGAGACAGAGAACACACGGUCCCCCGCCAGCUCAUAUCCUCCGCUGCUCAGCCAAGAUCCGUUCAUCUUCCUGUGCGAGUGUGUCUUCGGCCUCAUCCCGGCACAGGGUUACGAAAUUGGCCACUUGGUCCGCCUCUGCUAUCUGGCCGAAAUCACGAAGGUGGCCUAUCACCUCGCUAGAAACAUGCCUGUCACGCUGUGGUUCAGCUAUCUCUCACGCCGCGAGGAUCUGGACCCCUCAACCGCCAAUUUUGUCAACUUCUGCGAGGUGCUAUGCGAGAUAGACGUCCAGUGCGCGGCGGACCCCCUCGCGGGCAUCGACCGGCCGGCGUGGGAGAACAAGGCGUUCCAACAGCCCACCUUGGACACGUGGGAGGCAUGGUACGUCCUCCUGCGCAAGUAUGCGCUGGCCUUCCUCCGCAAGUGCGUCGUGCUCCUGCACGUCAAGUACGGCGUCGACUUCAACAGCCGCGUGAGCCCCAUCCCGGAGCAGCGCGAGCUCGAGCGCCUCACCGAGGCGCUCCGCGUGCCGUCCUUGGACGAGAUGCUCAGCGCCCUGACGCCCCCGCAGGGCGUGCAGCAUGGCUGGCCCGCCGAGACGCGGCGGCUCGUGGCUGGGUGGGUCAAGCACCAGGCGCUGUGGCCGUACAACGGCAGCGACAAGAACCUGCCGCAGUCGGCGGUGCUCAGCCAUCCGGGCAUCUUUGAGCUGAUUGGCCUGCCCAAGAACUAUGACACGCUCAUUGAGGAGGCUACUCGCCGGCGGUGCCCGAGCACGAGCAAGGAUCUGACGGAUCCCUCCAUCUGCUUAUUUUGUGGCGAGGUUUUUUGCGGUCAGGCCGUCUGCUGCGCCAGGGAAAUCAAACAGGGCCGGACCCAAAUGAGGGUUGGCGGCGCGCAGCAACACAUGAUGAAAUGCCAGAAGAACAUUGGCCUCUUCAUCAACAUCCGCAAGUGCUGCGUUUUUUACCUCUCGCGCAUGUCGGGCUCGUUCAGCAACGCGCCGUACAUUGACCGAUACGGCGAGGUUGACAUGGGGCUGCGGUUUGGCCGGCAGCUGUUCCUGCACCAGAAGCGGUACGAUUCGAUGCUGAGGAACUUGUGGCUCAGUCACGGCGUGCCGAGUUUCAUCGCCCGGAAGCUCGAAGCGGAUAUCAACAAUGGCGGGUGGGAGACUAUUUAAAUCAUGAGGCAUAGGAGCGUUGCCCGGGUAUGGGAGGAUGGGGGUUGGGGGAGGUUGGUGCAUCCGGGUCGGGAGCAGGAUGGUUAUGGAGUAGGAUUUGACGAUGCAUUGCGUUCUUAUUUUUUGGGGUAUGUAUGCAAAGAGAUUACAUGACCAUUCAUCUAUCUACCUUGAAGCAGGCAUCAGAAUGGGACAGAGUGGUUCAACUUU
Molecule: messenger RNA, 7037 nt
Organism: Parathielavia appendiculata
Lineage: Eukaryota; Fungi; Ascomycota; Sordariomycetes; Sordariales; Chaetomiaceae
Exons: 2
Coding region: 381-6827 (2148 amino acids)
Biological process (GO): ubiquitin-dependent protein catabolic process via the N-end rule pathway
Molecular function (GO): ubiquitin protein ligase activity; zinc ion binding
Source: RefSeq, a predicted model, not a curated record